AUGGCCGCCACAGCUACGCGACUUUCAACACUCCUUCCGGCUUCUAAACGGACCUGGAGUCGACCACUGCGCUGCUCCAGGCCCGCUCUUAGCUUUACAUAUCUCCAGACUCCAUCAUAUUAUUCCAGACGUUCUUGGUCGACAUCGGGUCCAUUGUACAAUGCGAGUGCUGAGACGGCCUCGGCCGAGAACCGCGCUUUUGACGUCCUUCUCAACGAUAGCGGUCCCUCAUCUGUCAUUGGGAGCAUUGAUUCUGACUUGGACAUUGAACUGCCCUCUAGUGUCUUCGAGGAGCGUUCUAGUCAACCCGUAUUAAUCAAUAUACCACCCCAGCAGGAUCCUUUACUUGAAUUUCUUGCAUCACGGCUCAUGAACCACGGCCACCGAGCUAAAGCUACCCGAAUCGUCUCGCGCACACUUCUCAAUAUUCACGCCUAUACCCGAGCUCCUCCUUUACCCAUUUUGCGCGAGGCUAUUUUCGCUUUAGCACCAGCUGUGCGUCUGCUGAAACAUCGGCAUUCUACAAAAACGAUCUAUAGGCCGGUCGCAUUGAGCGAGAAACAGGGUAUAUGGUUUGCGGUGCAUUGGUUAUUGAAAGAAUGUGAAGGACGACAAGGUGGUCCGAUGAUUGAGGAAAGGCUGGCCCGAGAGAUCAUAAAAAUUGUGAAAGGUGAAAGUAAAACCUUGGAAAAGAAGGAGGAAAUGCACAAAAUGGCUAUGGUCAACCGUGGAAACAUUGGGAAUAGAACUCGAUAG
Lentinula edodes (shiitake mushroom) is the source of this 756-nucleotide messenger RNA. RefSeq names its product ribosomal protein S7 domain-containing protein. Gene Ontology annotation, biological process: translation; ribosomal small subunit assembly. NCBI's taxonomy places the organism in Eukaryota, Fungi, Basidiomycota, Agaricomycetes, Agaricales, Omphalotaceae. The coding region runs from base 1 to 756 and encodes 251 amino acids. The record is from RefSeq and is a predicted model, not a curated record. Gene Ontology annotation, cellular component: ribosome. The transcript is spliced from 2 exons. Gene Ontology annotation, molecular function: structural constituent of ribosome; mRNA binding; rRNA binding.